CCCCAAUCAUAUGAUCGAAAAAAGGUAGUCGUCAAUCGAAAAUUUUUACACGACGGACUGAGUUUGAGUGAUACACACGGACACGCACACCUUUUUACCUACUGCUUUUAGGUAUCGUGAAAUAGUGAAACUUAUAUUCCCUCGGCUAAAUCUGAAAAUAUUGUGUGAAAAGUAAAAAAAGAAAAUUUGCAAAGAUGGCACUUAGCGACGCUGAUGUACAAAAACAGAUUAAGCAUAUGAUGGCUUUCAUUGAGCAAGAAGCCAAUGAAAAGGCCGAAGAAAUCGAUGCUAAAGCCGAAGAGGAAUUCAACAUUGAGAAGGGUCGUCUGGUGCAACAACAGCGUCUCAAGAUCAUGGAGUACUAUGAAAAGAAGGAGAAGCAAGUUGAACUGCAAAAAAAGAUUCAGUCUUCGAAUAUGCUGAAUCAGGCCCGUUUGAAGGUUCUGAAAGUGCGUGAAGAUCAUGUACGAAAUGUCCUCGAUGAAGCCCGCCGUCGCCUUGGUGAAGUCACCAAGAAUCCUGGGGAAUACAAAGAGGUCUUGCAGAAACUUAUUUUGCAAGCGCUGUUCCAGGCUAUGGAGUCCAGUGUCACUUUACGUUGCCGUCAGGCCGAUGUUAGUCUCAUUAAUGAAGUGCUGCCCGCCAUUCUAGAGGAGUACAAACUCAAAAUUGGCAAAGAUGUCAAUGUUCAUAUUGAUACGGAAAAUCAUCUAUCGGCGGAUACUUGCGGUGGAAUUGAGUUGAUUGCCCUCAAUGGACGCCUAAAGGUACCAAACACCCUGGAGUCCAGAUUAGAACUGAUUGCGCACCAACUUGUGCCAGAGAUACGUAACGCUUUGUUCGGCCGUAACAUCAAUCGUAAAUUCACCGAUUAAAUAUUUUAGGUGUAAACACUAUGUAACACACAAAACCAACAUACAUAUAAAUCCUACAUACAUAGUUUAAAGACGGAAACAAGAAGAAACACAAAAGCAAAAAAGGUAGUUGAAUGCGAGUUUAUAAUAUAAUUUUAAAAUGCAAAUAAGAGUUAAUUUACCGAAAUUAAAUUGUUAGCUAAUAAAAUUGUCAAGUUAUA
This is a messenger RNA of Anastrepha obliqua, 1075 nucleotides long. RefSeq names its product V-type proton ATPase subunit E (gene Vha26). Gene Ontology annotation, cellular component: proton-transporting two-sector ATPase complex, catalytic domain. The record is from RefSeq and is a predicted model, not a curated record. Lineage: Eukaryota; Metazoa; Arthropoda; Insecta; Diptera; Tephritidae. The coding region runs from base 195 to 875 and encodes 226 amino acids. The transcript has 5 exons. Gene Ontology annotation, molecular function: proton-transporting ATPase activity, rotational mechanism. Gene Ontology annotation, biological process: proton transmembrane transport.